Molecule: messenger RNA, 2766 nt
Organism: Myzus persicae (green peach aphid)
Lineage: Eukaryota; Metazoa; Arthropoda; Insecta; Hemiptera; Aphididae
Gene: alpha-Cat
Product: catenin alpha
Exons: 18
Coding region: 1-2766 (921 amino acids)
Biological process (GO): cell-cell adhesion; cell migration
Cellular component (GO): adherens junction; actin cytoskeleton; catenin complex
Molecular function (GO): beta-catenin binding; actin filament binding; cadherin binding
Source: RefSeq, a predicted model, not a curated record
AUGACUGAUCAAUUUGGUCCCAUUACUCUAAAAUGGGAUCCCAAAAAUCUGGAGAUACGAACUAUGUCUGUGGAAAAAACAUUAGAACCAUUAGUCUUACAAGUGACUACUUUAGUUAACACUAAAGGAACUUCACGUAAGAAGAAAGGACGUUCAAAAAGAGCUCAUGUUCUAGUUGCUGCUGUUGAAAAAGCUACAGAGAAUUUUAUUGAAGUUGGAGAACAAAUCGCUUUUGAAAAUCCCGAUAUAAAACAAGAAAUGUUAGCUGCAGUUGAAGAAGUUCGAAAAACUGGUGAUGCUAUGAGUAUUGCUGCAAGAGAGUUUGCUGAAGAUCCUUGUGCUUCAGCGAAACGUAGCAAUAUGGUAAGAGCGGCAAGAAAUCUAUUGUCAGCCGUAACACGCCUACUUAUACUUGCAGAUAUGGUUGAUGUGCAUUUACUAUUGAAGUCUUUAAGAGUUGUUGAAGACGAUUUGGAAAAAGUUAAGAAUGCUUCGAGUCAAGCUGAACUUCUUGACAAUAUUAAAGUUUUUGGUCGUAGUGCUAGUGAACUUAUGAGUCAAGCUGCAAAACGUCAACAAGAAUUAAAGGAUCCUCAAUUACGCGAUGAUCUAGCUGCUGCUCGUGCUAUUUUAAAAAAACAUUCCACAAUGCUGUUAACUGCUUCCAAAGUUUAUGUAAGACACCCAGAACUAGCUGCAGCUAAAGCUAAUCGUGAUUUUGUAUUGAAGCAAGUGUGUGAAGCUGUAAACACUAUUAGUGAUGUUGCCCAAGGUCGAUCUGCAGCAAUGAAUGAUAAUGGAAAUCAAAUUUAUGAUGGCCCUGGUGAAUUGGCUGCUGCACUUGAUGAUUUUGAUGAAAGAAUGGUUAUGGAUCCUCUUGUUUAUAAUGAAGUUCGUACUCGUCCUUCUUUAGAAGAACGACUUGAAAGUAUUAUUAGUGGAGCUGCAUUAAUGGCUGAUUCUUCAUGUACCCGUGAUGAACGUAGAGAAAGAAUUGUUGCUGAGUGUAAUGCUGUGCGCCAAGCAUUGCAGGAUUUGCUGUCUGAAUAUAUGUCAAAUCAAUUGCAACUCCAAAGGGUCGGAAAAAGGAUGAGUGUAAAAGAAACUAGUGAAGGAUUGGAACGUGCUAUUGAUCAUAUGUGUCGAAAAACUAGAGAUUUGAGACGACAAUUACGUAAAGCUGUUGUAGAUCAUGUGUCUGAUAGCUUUCUAGAAACAAGUGUUCCAUUACUUGUUUUGAUUGAAGCAGCACAUUCAGGUGAUGAAAAAGAAGUUGAAGAAUGUGCUCUUGUAUUCACUGAACAUGCAAACAAACUUGUUGAAGUUGCUAAUCUUGCGUGUAGCAUGUCAAACAAUGAAGAUGGUGUAAAAAUGGUACGGACUGCUGCUGCACAAAUUGAGAAUUUAUGUCCUCAAGUUAUAAAUGCAGCUAGAGUACUUGCUGUUCGACCCCGCUCUAAAUUGGCACUUGACAAUAUGGAUGUUUUCAGAGAUGCGUGGCAAGCGCAAGUAAGAUUACUGACUGAAGCUGUUGAUGAUAUAACGACAAUUGAUGACUUUUUAGCUGUUUCGGAAAGUCAUAUUUUGGAAGAUGUUAACAAAUGUGUUCUCGCACUACAAGAAGGAUCAGCUGAUCCAUUGGAUAGAACUGCUGGUGCAAUCAGAGGCCGUUCAGCUAGAGUUUGUAAUGUAGUAGCUGCUGAAAUGGAUAAUUAUGAACCGGGAAUAUAUACUGAGCGUGUGUUAGAAGCGAUUAAAGUAUUACGUGAUCAAGUUAUGCCUAACUUUGCUCAACGUGUUGAGUUGGCGGUUGAUGCCUUAUCGACCAACCCUCCUAAAGAAGUAGAUGAAAAUGAUUUUAUUGAUGCAUCUAGACUUGUUUACGAUGGUGUAAGAGAAAUACGUCGAGCUGUCCUCAUGAAUAGGACUGAUGAAGAAUUAGACCCUGAAGAUAUUGAGUUUGAUGAACAUUAUACAAUUGAUACACGGAGUAGAUCAAGUGCUCAUACUGGAGAACCUUUGGAUGAGUACCCAGAUAUUAGUGGAAUUACAACAGCACGUGAAGCUAUGAGGAAAAUGACAGAAGAAGAUAAACAAAAAAUUGCUCAACAAGUUGAAUUCUUUAGGAGCGAAAAGCUUAAGUUUGACCGUGAGGUAGCUAAAUGGGAUGAUACAGGAAAUGAUAUUAUUGUUCUUGCCAAACACAUGUGUAUGAUCAUGAUGGAAAUGACCGAUUUCACCCGUGGCCGUGGACCAUUGAAAACUACUAUGGAUGUUAUAAAUGCUGCUAAGAAAAUUUCAGAAGCUGGAACAAAAUUAGAUAAGCUUACUAGACAAAUUGCUGACCAAUGUCCAGAAUCGUCAACCAAAAAAGAUUUGUUAGCUUAUUUACAACGCAUUGCUUUGUAUUGUCAUCAGCUGAACAUCACUUCUAAAGUUAAAGCUGAUGUGCAAAAUAUAAGUGGCGAACUAAUUGUUUCUGGGUUGGACAGUGCCACAUCUCUAAUUCAAGCUGCAAAAAAUUUAAUGAAUGCUGUUGUAUUAACUGUGAAGUCUUCAUAUGUGGCCAGUACAAAAUACCCUAGACAAGGAGCAGAUCUCCAAAAACUUGUUGUUUGGAAAAUGAAAGCCCCUGAAAAGAAACCACUUGUAAGACCAGAAAAACCUGAAGAAGUUAGAGCUAAAGUGCGAAAAGGUUCUCAAAAGAAAGUACAAAAUCCAAUAAAGGCUUUAAGCGAAUUCCAAAGUGCUACAGAAUCUGUUUAA